CAGCAGUAUACUUUCAUACCGGUCCGGUGGUGAACGCGCAGUAUCCGCACGAUCGCCGACACUGCCGCCGUUGCCGCACGCGCAGCCUCGUUGUCAAUACUUCGUUCUUAUCAGUUUCCACUUGCGAUUGAGUAAAAGUAAAUACGAAAAGACAGUGCAAGCUUCUUAGUGGUGUUAAGUAAUUGUUUGUCCUGGAAAGAUUUGUUUGUAAAGAUAUUCCAUACACGGGCAAUCAAAAUGAAAGUGUGCACAUGAACAUUUCGGAUUAUUACAGUUUCUAACGACUUUUUAGUAGUGUCAAUGAUGACGGUGCUUAAAAAGAUGCGUUCACUUAACAAGUCAAUGUUGUUCGCAAUAGUUUUAGUGCUAGUGAGUGUGGCAGAAGGGAAUGUGAACUCUUCAGAAGUGUCGGAGAUGUCUGUCCCAAUGUCCCGUAUGUCAUGGUUACGGAGCCUGCUUGAUCAUCACGAUUGGGGCGACUUCAUCAAUAAUAAUACAGCCCUGCCACAACAGUGCGCUGUGGACCUAAGGCUUUACCUCGAAUCUCUCAAUGAAGGAAAAUUGUGGGCUUCAAAGAUGUACGACGCGUCUGGCCAGUACACAGCGAACGUACUGUUCGGCAGCGAGUACUGGUUAGGUUCGCUGAAUGCCUGUCUCGACCUGCAGCUCAAGCAGUACUAUGCGCACACACCGCCCUUCCCCGCCACCUUUUACAUAGCCAAGAUUAAUCUUACGCUCGACACUGAUCAUCUGCCUCAAAGCAGAGUGAUGUUGGUAGGGCAAUGUAUACCAUCGUCGUGCGGAUCGGGUAGCCUGGAGGCACUCCUUGCAGCUGCGGAAAGGACUGCAGCUUCCCGUGCUUCGGCCGCGGGCCUCACAGCUUCCAUACAAACUGUCUCCAUUCGCCCUGUACCCGGGCGCUAUGAUAUAUUAUCUGAUCCCAAAUUACAUAUUCUUGGGUCGGCUGUACUGCUCGUGUCAAUUUUGAUGAUAGCAGCCUCUAUCUAUGAAGGAUAUUUGGAGCGUCGCUGCCGCCUGAGCUCGGCAUCGAGAGACCUCGAGCUGGCGCACCAUGACGACCAGAAAUCUCACAAUAACAAUGUGCCCGAAGUCGAUGGGAAGGCGUCCCAUAAAGACAAAGACCUGCGUCGGGAGACCCGCGGUAUGUGGUCAGAGAUGCUGUUAUCGUUCUCGUUUCUUUCAAACGGUCGAACAAUUUUAAGCACUGACCGACCUAGUGACGGCGCGCUCACUUGCCUGCAUGGGAUAAGGUUUCUCUCAGUGAUUUGGGUGAUCAUGGUGCACACGUACCUGACCGUGUUCUUCGUUGCGGACAACAAAACUAUGAGGGUGGUCACUGAGCGAUACUUCCUGUACCAGUCCGUCGGCAACGCGUCUUACUGUGUUGAUAGUUUCUUCUUCAUUAGCGGCUUGCUUGUGACAGUCCUUUUCCUUAGAACGGAGGACAAAAAAAAGACAAACAAAAACAAUAAAACACCCCCGACUGAUAAGCAGGACAUAAACAAAAACAUCAACGGUUACACAAAUUCCGCUCUUUCGGUGUCCGUGAUAAGUCAGCAGUCGUUUUGCGAGGAUUUGAUUGACAAGCCCCGACCGAAAAUCUACAGCAUGGGAGAAUUCUUUGCCAUGAUUAAAUCACUUAGCGUUUUGUUUCUGUACCGAGUGGUGAGAUUAACCCCUGCAUAUGCUUUCGUCAUCGGUCUGAAUGAAGUCGCGUUGAGAUAUACACAUUAUCACUCGGUGUUCGAUUCUGCGGUAGCGGAUCACGUCACCUGCGACCUCUACUGGUGGCGCAAUUUGCUCUACAUCAACAAUUUAUAUUCUCAGCAAGAGAUGUGCAUGGUGUGGUCAUGGUAUAUGGCUAACGACACCCAAUUUUAUUUCAUCGGUAUAUUACUCCUACUGAUUUCUGUGAAGCAUCCUAAGUCUUCAUGGGUUUUGCUCGGCCUUAUAAUGGUCAGUUCUUGGGUGACCACUAUCUAUAUCUCAGUAUGGCAUCAAUAUAAGGCCCGGAUUCAAGAACCAUUCGAGAUGUUUGAUCCGCUUUACGACAAGCCAUGGUCAAGAAUCGGGCCGUAUUUAGUAGGAAUGAUAAUCGGUUGGUACCUGCACAAAACGAAGUGCCAAAUACGGAUGCCGUAUUGGCUGGUGGCGGCAGGGUGGGUUUGCUCACUGGCUAUCUUCGGUAGCCUGAUCUUCGGGAUGGUGGACGGCUACUUCGAAGUCUGGCCUACUGCAUUCUACGUUAGCAUGGGACAUACAGGCUGGGGUGUGGCACUAGCAUGGGUGACAGUUGCGUGCUGCUGUGGCUACGGCGGAUUGGUGAAUUCGGCGCUGUCGUACCGGGGGCUGUUGCCGCUCAGCAGGCUCACCUACUGUGCCUACCUCGUACACCCUACCAUCAUGAUGUAUACCGUCGCACUGCUCGACGGCCCACUACACAUGCAGAACUCCAUGGUGUUAACAAUCUACGCGGGAUACGCGGUGAUGGCGUUCUUGGCUUCGUUUGCCAUUUCACUCGCGUUCGAGGCGCCCGCCGUCAAGCUAAUCAAGGUCAUCAGUGGCGGCAGCAACAGCAAAAAGAGACAAUAAUUUAUUGCGUAAUUAAGAGAAACGACCUCACAGGGUAAGGGGCAUAACCCCUUCCACACAAACUCACAAUCAGUACGAACCCCUACCAAAUGCUAGUUAACUGUUAACAAUUCGCAUCUUAUGGCAAUUAGUACCUCAAUUAAGAUUCGAUACUAGGUGAACUUGUGUCAUUGUCGAAUGGAGAGCUGCAGGCUGAGGCCGAGCAGCCACUUUGCGCGGUCGAUAUCGCUGCGAGUAGGUAUUUUUGUUCGACAGAAACGGUUGAUGUAAUGAAAAUAGCAAAGUGUAUAUUAUAACCAUGUUAGUUUUAACCCAAUUGCAUAGUACCAACAUUACAAAUACGGGAUAAACGCGAUGAAAGAAUUUAAUAGGCAUUUGCACACCUACCUUUUAUCCCAGUAAUGUUAGUAUAAUGCAAAACGAAAGUUUAAAAACGUAUAUAUUACCAAUUGUGUAGCAUAGUGCGAACCUAUACGGCCAAAAAAUUGUGGUGUCAAAACCUAUAAAAUAGUUAUUUAUUGUCACUAAUUGGAUUUUAUGAUUCGGAAAUUCGGAUGUACUUUUCUAUAGUAACUUUAGUUGAUAUCUAAACGUAAUUGGGUCAGGUUGGUGGAUCGUUACUAUUGAGAGGCAAUGUGUUUUGGCCAUAUAAGUGUGUUGCGCACUGUUUUGCUUAGCAUAUAAUAGCGAAUUUAGUGAUAGGCCUACUUAACCUUCGGAUAUCAUUUAGCCAAAUUAAGUUAUCGCCACGCCUAAGGUUCUACCAUAAUGUAAAUUACAUAACGUCGCCUUACUUUGUCAAACUCGUAUAUCUUAAAGCACAAACCCCUACAACCCUUCCUGUGCCACCGCUACAUGCCCCCUUAAACCUUCAGUACAAGUGGCGGGUCACAUUCUAAAUCAGUUACUGCUUCGUCGUACUCUAUCUUCAGAGUGUCUAGACAGCAAAUUAUGUAUCUAAGUUAGUAAUAAACAUUGUAUAAACUUACUAACUGUAGUG
Hyposmocoma kahamanoa is the source of this 3613-nucleotide messenger RNA. Its product is annotated as nose resistant to fluoxetine protein 6-like. The transcript has 13 exons. The record is from RefSeq and is a predicted model, not a curated record. Lineage: Eukaryota; Metazoa; Arthropoda; Insecta; Lepidoptera; Cosmopterigidae. The coding region runs from base 301 to 2613 and encodes 770 amino acids. Gene Ontology annotation, molecular function: acyltransferase activity, transferring groups other than amino-acyl groups.